Messenger RNA from Penicillium bovifimosum, 879 nucleotides. RefSeq lists its product as uncharacterized. The transcript has a single exon. The record is from RefSeq and is a predicted model, not a curated record. NCBI's taxonomy places the organism in Eukaryota, Fungi, Ascomycota, Eurotiomycetes, Eurotiales, Aspergillaceae. The coding region runs from base 1 to 879 and encodes 292 amino acids.
AUGGCCGUAGCAGAACAAGACAGCUACGAUCUUGACCCGGACGGCGCCUUCCUCAAGGAUCUGCCCCCAUUGCUUAAAAGAUACACAUUUCAAGGGAAAGAGCAAUUCCACGAUAUCUUGGAAACCGAAACCGCUCGCUUUGAAGCUUCGGCUGACACAAGUGAAUUCCUCCUCUUCCAUGCAAACAAGGAGACCAUCGAGACCCUCUUUGAUCCUCUCAACGAGGACACUGAUAUUACCAAAUUUUGCUCUUCUUUCGAUUCCAACGAACGGCUUUUCCUCGUCUCUAUGCCUUUGGGUCCACAUAAUACAGCAACCGAUGAGAUGAACUUUCUGAUUCGCAAGGCGUUACGUCCAAUGGACUUAGACUCCGCUCUUCGGGAAUACCCAGGUAUAACCGUCCAAGGGGAAAGCAGGGGGAAAGUGCCUGAUUAUGGCUGGGGACCCAAGAGAAGAGCACGUGGCCCCUCGGUUACCCUCGAAAUUGCGUUCUCGGAAUCGGACUCCAAACUGGAUUCGGAUGUUCGAUUCUGGUUGAAUCCUGAUGAUGGAAAUGCCGACAUAUGCCUCACACUUCGGAUCAACAAAUCUCGGCCAGAAAUUCGGGUCGAAAAGUGGGAGCUGCAGAACAACAGAAUUCAUCGCGCCCAGGCUAUUUGGAUGACCAAAGAAAGGAACCACGCCAAAGCCAAGGUUAUUGUUACUGGUCAUCCUUUGAUAAUCCCGUUUGACGCCCUCUUCCAUCGCCAACCGGUUGAGGAAAAGGAGAAAGAUCUGGAGAUCCCAGAACAACAACUGGGAGCUCUCGCAGCGUCCAUUUGGGAAGAGCAGGGAUUGUUCCUCGGCUCCACAGAAGUCCCCGAUGUCGACACGCAUUAA